GUAACUGCUGUGUUUGAAAGUUUCAUGCAAGUUUCUUGCUCUUCUUCGUUCGCUCGACUUUGUAAGUGUCUGCAAGACACUUCUUUUAGGCUUCUGUGCAUCUCAAUCUUGAACCCUGCUUAUAGUCUGCCGGGGUGUGGGGCGUGUGGGGGUGACCAGAUGGCCCUCAGUGUGUAGUUUUCGAGGAGAAGCCAUUGGAGACACGUUUGUGGAAAGGAGAGGUAAGGUGUAACCAAGCUAUGGGAUGCUGCAGUGUGACCCAGAGACAUACAGGGACUGAUGAAGUGGGCCCAGAUGAGAUCGAACUCCUGGAAAUCAACAAUGCAGGGCUCUGGAGUCUUUCUGAAACCAGGCUCCAAAUUUCCACAAGGAACGGCACAGAUGAAGGCCCUCAUCACUGUCCCUCGGUGAGGCACCUGAAGCAGGAGGACCCAGAUCCUGUCCCUGUAACUGUGAAGGACACAACAAAACACAAUAAUUCAAAACUGGUGCUUUGGGGCUGGACAAAAAAAGGGCUCCAUCAUAGGAUAUACACUCAGCCUAUCAGAGAAUGGGAAGGACAGGAAGCACACACCUAUGGCGACAUUAUCCACUCAUCUUCAGUGUAUUUACACAGUGGAUACACAAAGGCCAUGAGUGAAAGAUAUCUGGUUUUAUUUUCCUUCCAUUUGUUAAUCCUCGCUUUGGACAACCUUAAUAAAGAUUUUAUUUAUGAGGGCAUUCUUCCUCUCUCAGCCAUCGAGGUGCAUCUGAUCUCACAGCAGGACCCCAGUUCUCCACAUAUGUUUGAGAUCAGUGGGCCUAUGGUGGACUCAAAGAUCUUCGUUUGUGCUACUGCUGCUGAAACAAAAACAUGGAUGGAGAACAUCGAGGACAGGAGAUACAAAUCCCUAAGGCAACAGCUGAGCCCGUCCCAUAGCGCUCUCUCAUACCUGGUGCCAUGUGAUGAAAACUGGAAGAGGGAGGAGCUUAAAAGGUACUUACUGCGGUCUCCCAUCUUGCAAUGGGAGGGGAUGCCUAUUCAGCACAUGGGCUAUCCGAGAUACCUUUCACUGGUGCACAUCAGCAACGUAUGCAUACAGGACCGGCUUUUGCAGGGAGCUCAGGAGCGUUUGCUUGUGCUCUUCCCAAGUGACCUCCUCAUUCUGUCUCUCGACUGUCAUCGUGUACGCGUGAAAUAUGAGGGUCGUCUGCCAUUAAAGAGCAUUAAAGCCAUGGAAAGAUCUGCAUUACCUGGCAGACUGGAGUUUGAGGUUACAGGUGAACUGAUGGAGCCUCUGCUUGUCUCCUGCACUUAUCCUGAGGACUAUCAAAGCUGGAUUUUCCAGUUACAACAGCCUGAUAAGUUGGCAGAUUCAUUGCCACAUCACACCCCUCCACCUCUGAUACCGAAGAAGCGCAGAAGCUGAGAAUGAUGUGACGGAUGGGAAUUAAAAUGUCUGUGAACACAACUACUCUCAUCAUUCAUUGUGCCCAAUGAAAGCUGCUGAUGACAAAUGAACGUUUUACUGUUGGAUUUUACUCCUAAGUAACAGACCUCUUCACGGCUUGUGAGCUUUUCAAUAGCUAGGAAACUUGCAGGUUUAGCUAAUUAUUACAGUAUGCUCCAUAAAUAUCUGUUUUGAGUUAGAGAGUAGAAACAGUUCUCACACAUGCACAUAUACAGUACAAUGUAUAAAAUAAAUACAAAUAUUUAAAUUGUUUUAAUUAGUGAUUAAUUUCAGGGUCUCAUAUCUCUGAGCUAAGGAAUGUUUGAGUAAUGCAUGACUAAUUUGUAAUAACUUUAGACAAUGGGACAAAACAGACAGACCCAGAGGGUAACUAAUAUUUUCCCUCACUAGUUUCCCAUGCUCUCUGUCACCCCUUUUCUUUAUUUAUGGACAACUGAAGGCAGUCAUUACACAUAAAAGUUCACAUUCAGAGUGGUACUUUUAAACAUUGACCCAGAUAUAGGCGUAUGUGUAUGAAAUCACCCCAUACACUUAGGGGAGAUCGUGAAAGUUACUUUUUGGAUGUACAGUAUUUUCUUCUGCUGUCUAAAGUUUAGAUGACUGUGAAUUUAAACUUACAUUUUAUCUCUAGGUUACUGCUAAAAAAUAAACAUGAACAACCUGUGCUAAUACAGAUGUGGCUAGCUAGCAAUACGAGAUUUUAUGACGGCUGCAACAUUAGGGGCAAUCCUGUUAAAAUUGCCCCCCACCCAGCCACAUGGCCCAGUAAGCACCUUGUUUGUCUGUGUUGACAUACUUUUCUGUUAGAAAAUGAACAUAUUAAAUGUAAAACUACAUUUUAGUGUUUACACAUUAAACAAUGUGUUGCUUUUAAAACCUUGAUGUCCACAUGAUCUCAUUGAGUUAUUCUGUUAAUGUCUAUCUUGUACCAUUUCAUUAAAGUUUGGUUAAAGACUGUU
Labeo rohita (rohu) is the source of this 2410-nucleotide messenger RNA. RefSeq lists its product as uncharacterized. The record is from RefSeq and is a predicted model, not a curated record. Bases 240 to 1409 code for a protein of 389 amino acids. NCBI's taxonomy places the organism in Eukaryota, Metazoa, Chordata, Actinopteri, Cypriniformes, Cyprinidae. The transcript has 12 exons.